Labrus mixtus (cuckoo wrasse) is the source of this 2795-nucleotide messenger RNA. RefSeq names its product WD repeat-containing protein 49. Lineage: Eukaryota; Metazoa; Chordata; Actinopteri; Labriformes; Labridae. The coding region runs from base 177 to 2795 and encodes 872 amino acids. The record is from RefSeq and is a predicted model, not a curated record. Gene Ontology annotation, molecular function: protein binding. The transcript is spliced from 15 exons.
UCAGACUCUGAGGAGAGCUUGGAGGAUCUCAGAUUCUCCUUUGAGCUCUUUAGGAAAUCUUUUGGCUCAGCUUCCGUCUGUCACUAUAUGGACUUAAAAAGAUGAAAUACAAACUAUCUGGAUUAAAUUUCAAUAGGAAAUGAGUAUCAGUAAUCAGUAAAGUUGAGGUCUUCAGAAUGGAUACUUUAAGAAAAAUAAAAAAUCCAUGGAUUAUUUACGAGACAGAGGUACCACAUGGCCGAUUUUGUGAUCCAGCCUGUGGCGUCAGCCCCGCAGAGAAGCUGUCUUCCAAGCACCUGCAGCUCUUGAGAAAAGCUUUUACCUGUACAAACGCUGGAAGACAUGAAACCCGACCAGAAAUAAUGAGUGGAGGGAACAGUGGCGGGAACGAAGAGCAAGGAAUAAAUUCAGAAAAGUUUUGUGAGGUCAUAAGGUCUGUGAUGGGUCCUGAUACUGUGGACACAUGGGUGGAAAGAUUCUUUAAUGAGGUAGAUAUCUGCUGCAGUGGGCAGGUAAACUGGCAGCAGUUGUGUUCCUACCUGCUGCUGGAGUAUACUGAAAGAGAGCGCGCCUCCAUCCCCCGAGCAGCUCUGCUGGACACACAGCCGCAGGUCAGACACUGCUCCCAAAACAAGCGGGAGCCAACAGUGCGGGUGCUCGCUAUUUCCCGUCCUCCUCCACUCCGCUACAUCAGCGUCAGUAAGGGAGGUCAAGUCACAGUCUGGAACAGCAGCCUACACAUCCUCAAAAGCAUCGGGCUUGUCGGAGACCCGACAGAGGAAGUAACCAACAGGAGGAGAUUCAGAGGCUGGACCACUGAUGCUGUCUAUAUGGGCAAUGUCCAGAAGGUUGCCGUAGCAACUGACUGCAGGGACUUGCAUUUUGUCGAUGUCUCAGCUGCCAGUGUUUUUGAGGAUGUCCAAUUAUUUGGGUUUCGUAGUGUCCCGACUGCUCUCUGUUACUGGCAUGAUGUUCAGCAUCCAGAGCAACCCUCUCUGCUGCUACUGGGGGAUGAAAAAGGAGGUGUCCACCUUAUGCGGUUCCUGAACCCGUCUGGAGGUCUUUUCAAGAGACCGUCCAGGAGAGGGAGGGGCCCGCAGAGGAUCUUCUUCCCUGAUCUCUGUGAUCACAGCGACAUGGUCUCCUACCAUCACAUCGCCAACGUCCACCAGGAACCAAUCAACAGAGUGAUGUUUGAGCCCAGAACUCAAGUCAUCAUGACGUCAUCAGAAAGUGACAACAACUCUGUUGUCUUCAUGAAUGUGACACUGAAGCAGGGGCCUUAUGUUUGGAAAAUUAAGCAGGGAGCUAAAUGUUUCGACUACAAUGAAUCACUGCAGCUGAUGGUGACAGGAGGAUGUGACCGAGCAGUCAGACUGUGGACACGAUUUGUGACCUCGAGUCCUGUAGCGACACUGCGAGGUCAUAGAGCCACUGUACUUGACGUUGCCAUCUAUGAACCUGUUGAGCAGAUUUUCAGCUACUCCAGAGACGCUGAGUUGAGGGUUUGGGACAUUUUCAGCCAUCAGUGUCUGAAAACUGUCCGCCUGCAGCUACCCUGUCUGCAGCCAGGUCGAAUCCCAGAACACGGCAACUUCCCCUUCCUCUUUCCAGGCCCUUCUCUUCCUCAGCAGCAGACACAUUUAAUCGUUGCGUGCAAAGAUUACUUCUCGCUGCUCCGUCUGUCUGACACAAGAAGAGGAGGAGACAAGCGGUUAAAGGAUGAAGGACGGGAAACUGAAAGUGGUCCCGCCCUCUCCUGCGCUGUGUACAACUCCUCUCUGAGACAGGUGGUGAGUGGACAUGUCAACUCGUCUGUGUGUGUGUGGGACGUGGAGACAGGGAGGAGGGGGCUGCACAUUUCUAACGCUCAUGGAGAAGAAGAACUCACCUGUAUGACACUUGACUCCUCCCACAGGAGGCUCAUCACAGGGGCCCGCAAUGGCACGAUAAAGGUGUGGAACUUAUUGAACGGCCUUAACUUGCACAAGCUGGAGCCUGUCACUGAGUCUGAAGUCACUGGAUUGACCUGUCUCCAUGGCAACCAGCUGCUGGCUGUGGGGUGGAGCCAGCGGAUCGCUCAGUACAGCAUUUCAGCCACCAAGGAUUUGUAUGUAAAAGCAGAUCUGUCCUGGAAGUCCUGUAGCGUUCACAAGUCAGACAUCCUGGCUGUUUGUCAGUGCUCUGCUCUCGGGGUCAUUGCCACGGCAAGCCAUGACGGAGAGGUCAUCAUCUGGAGGCUGGAGACACAAGGAGCGGUGCUUCAUCUACGGAGGCCGACACAGAGAAGAGUGCUGCCCCCUGUGGACUGCCUCCUGUUCCUGCAGCAGCGGGCCAGCAGGAGAACGAUGAGAAACAGAGGUGUGCUGGUGUCGUCACAGGCCGGCUGUCUCUGCUUUUGGAGCGUAACCGGACAGACGCACACUUACGGUGUGUUCUGUGCUCUGGAGCAGCCAGCUGAGCGUGUGCUCUGCCUGACCUCAGAUCAGCCUAAAAACAAAAUCCUGGUCUGUGGAGACACCACAGGUCUGCUCCAGAUCUGGGACAUCUCUAACUAUGGGUUAGAGAUUGAAAACCAGGAGGUCUGUGAGUGUCCUCCUCUGCUGCAGUGUUGGAGAGCUCACAGAGGAGCAGUAGUAAGUGUGGAGGUCCUCGAUGUUGCUGACAGGUUGUUCAUUCUCACUGCUUCGGUUGACGGAGCUGCUGGACUGUGGACUGUGGACGGGGAUCAAGUGGGUUCAUUUGGGCAGGAGGUGAUGUGGAACAUUUUUCAACCAGCUACUUACAAGAGGUGA